GGGCUGGUUCUGCGCAGCUGGGAGGGCGGAGCCGAGCGAGCCCCGGGCUGGAGGGGUGACCAUGGGCGGCUGAGGGGAGCCGCGUCCAGAGGCGGCCCGUGCGGGCGGCCAUGGCCGAGGACUACUGGGACUCACCCUAGCAGAAGCCGCUGCCAAGUGACUCUAGCAAUUUCCCCACCAUGGAUCGGAUGAAGAAGAUCAAGAGGCAGCUGUCCAUGACGCUGCGGGGGAGUCGGACGGUAGAGAAAAACCUCAAUGAACCCAUCAACAUAGAGGAGAACAACAGCAGCGAUAAUGGCCCCACAGUGAAGAGCGUGCGCCCCGGCACCUCCCGCAGCGUUCAUGCCUUCCUGCACCACUAUGCAGGCACCUUCCGCAGGCCCCGCCUGGCCGUCAGCCGCAGUCUGAGUGCUCACCUCAACCGCGCCGCCCGACUAGAAAUCGUCCAUGAAGACCUCAAGAUGGGCUCAGAUGGUGAGAGUGACCAGGCGUCAGGGACAUCAUCAGAUGAGGUGCAAUCUCCAGUCCGGGUGCGCAUGAGGAACAAUCCCACGCGGAAGAUCUCCACUGAGGACAUUAACAAGCGCCUGUCGCUCCCCGCUGACAUCCGCCUGCCCGAAGGCUACUUGGAGAAGCUAACCCUCAACAGCCCCCUCUUUGACAAGCCCCUGAGCCGGCGGUUACGGAGAGUCUCGUUGUCGGAGAUUGGUUUCGGGAAGCUGGAAACAUACGUCAAGUUGGAUAAGCUGGGAGAGGGGACAUACGCUACAGUCUACAAGGGGAAGAGUAAACUCACGGACAACCUGGUGGCCCUGAAGGAGAUCCGUCUUGAGCAUGAAGAAGGCGCCCCUUGCACAGCCAUCCGAGAAGUUUCGCUUCUAAAAGAUCUGAAACAUGCCAACAUAGUGACUUUGCAUGAUAUCAUCCAUACAGAGAAAUCCCUCACGCUUGUCUUCGAGUAUUUAGAUAAAGACCUGAAACAGUACUUAGAUGAUUGUGGCAAUGUCAUAAAUAUGCACAAUGUGAAGCUGUUCCUCUUCCAGCUGCUGCGCGGCCUAGCCUACUGCCACCGUCAGAAGGUGCUGCACCGAGACCUCAAGCCCCAGAACUUGCUUAUCAAUGAGAGAGGGGAGCUUAAACUAGCAGACUUUGGUCUGGCCCGGGCAAAAUCCAUUCCCACCAAGACUUACUCCAAUGAGGUGGUGACGCUUUGGUACCGACCCCCGGACAUCCUGUUGGGAUCGACGGAAUAUUCCACGCAGAUUGACAUGUGGGGCGUGGGCUGCAUAUUCUACGAGAUGUCCACAGGACGGCCACUUUUUCCAGGCUCCACCGUCGAGGAGCAGCUGCACUUCAUUUUUCGGAUAUUGGGGACACCCAACGAAGAGACGUGGCCUGGAAUCCUGUCCAAUGAGGAAUUCCGAGCCUAUAAUUACCCCAAAUAUCGCCCUGAGGCCCUUAUCAACCACGCUCCAAGGCUGGACAAUGACGGGGCUGACCUCCUAGGAAAGCUGCUGCAGUUUGAGGGCAGGAAGCGGAUCUCUGCAGAUGACGCCAUGCGGCACCUGUUCUUCCAAAGUCUGGGAGAGCGAGUCCUCAAACUCCCGGACACCACAUCAAUAUUUGCACUAAAGGAGAUUCAGUUACAGAAAGAGACGGGACUGAGGUCGGCUUCUCUGCCUGAAUCAGUGAAUGGACAGAACGGACGACCAAGCCUGCUGCUUUGAAACCCUCGGAUCUGGGUUGGCGGGGCCGAAAAUAAACCAGCUCCCCCACCCUGGGCACACCCCUACCACCGGCUUCUUUGUUUCAAACUGUGGAGCGAGGACUCGCGCUGGGAUUUUGCAGGGGUGAGGGUGGGGCACAUAAUGUCCUGGAGCUGAAGAGAAGCACCUCCUUAGCCCUGGCCUCAGACAGCCGGGAACCAAUGCCCUCUGCUGCUGGGAUGGACUCUCUUGCUCUCUCCCUCACACGCACACACACAUGUGCACGGUGUUUCGUUUUAUUUUUUAAGGUUUUAUUUUUUUCCCCAAUGCAAUAUGAUAAAUAUUAUAUUUACAAAUAUCUAUAAAGAGAGACACCCCUGCUCUAGUCUCCCCCAUUGCAGGGAGCAUACAGUAUUAACUGCAAAGGAGCCCGACACGACUUCAUCCUGAUUGGGCGCGGGGAGGAGGAGAGAGAUGCAUGGCGGGGAAGGGGGAGGAGCAUAAGAGCCGUUGUCUGUCUAGCCAUCUUCGCUCUGUAUAUCUGUGAGCACGGUACGAGAAGAGCUGCUUUGGUAAUUAGAAAGAAGGGUGGAUUCUCACUUUACUUGAAAUCUCCUCUGUCGUCUCCCUCUCCUUGAAUAUAGGCUUCCUGUUAGGGAGGUUUCUUGAAAGCCCAGGGCUCAUUUUGAGGGGGAGCACGCAGGAACGCAGUUCUGGUAGUUCUCCAAAGAGGUCACAUGUCAGGUGGCCCCGCCCACCUGACUCAGCCAUUUUGGGCCUGUUUCUGCCCGGAUCGGGCCUAAAACAGCCAGGAUUGGUCCCAAAACGGCCAGGAUUGGGUCUCUUAUGGGUGGUGGGUCACUCUCCCGCUCAGCAGCGGUCCAGUUCUGACCAUUUUGGGCCCCUUUUCAGCCAUUUUCAGCCCCUUUUUGUCAAUUUGGGCCCGAUUUCGGCCCUGAAUAGCCAGGAUUGGGUCUAAAACAGCCAGGAUAGGUGAGGCCAGGGGGUGUGGCACAUGCAAAUCAGUUAUGGCAAUGAGACACUUCCAGUGAUGGCAAGGGGCGUGGCUUAUGCUAAUGAGUUAUGCUAAUGAGGUCCUGCAGCUCUUUUUCUACAAAAUGACCCCUGUGAAAGCCUAACGUUUGGGCCAGGUGAACAGAUAUCCUUGGAGGCCUGUUAGAUUCUUUUGGGAGCAGAAUGCCUUCCUCCUUUCUGUCAUCGUUCCCUGCUUGGUUAUUCAUCUUCCGUGCUGUGUGGGGUCUCCCUGUUUUCCGGCUGGUUUCUGCUUAGAGCUGUAGCCCACUACUCUUGUUUUUUUCUUCGCUCCAUUGUUGAGCCCUUUCAUUUUCUUUUUCUGCUUUGUCUUCUUUAGGUCUGUGCUUAUCUUGGGCUCUCCACCACGCGCACUUCGUCAAUCUUGUCCGUCCUGGUGGAGUUAUUCCUCUUGGAUGGGUCGUGCUUCUUUCCCUGACUUCCUUGCACCUCAGGUUUUGCGCAUGCUCUUUUGGGGGGCCUGAUCCACUGGGGACUUCAGGGCAAGCCCUGUUGUAAUGAAGUGGAGCCGCUGCCUUUACGGCUUGCCCAGAAGAAAUUCCCAGUGGAUUGGAUCCCUUCCCUCCCACUCUUUUGCAAUCUUUUGCAAUCACUUUUGCCCUUGCCCCUUAUUUCGUAAAGCCAGAUUACAGAUUACUUGGGACCUUUCUGACUUCAUAGCAUUUACAAAAUUGUUACUUGAUGACUGCACAGGUACUUACUCCUUUGUUACUCCCGCACUUUUUUCUUCCAUACCCUCUUUGUGGUGUGCAACUGCUCUCGACUCUUUACUUUUCUAUUACUGUUCAUCCAACCCAGUGGUCUCGAACGGGCUCUUAAGAGUUUGUGUUUAGGUCGUUAAUGGGAAACCACCCACAUAAUGAUAGGGUUUAUGCAGUCGCUUUGGUAUGCUUCCCUAUUUCUAUAAUGGCAACCAAAAAUCCAGCGACCCUAUAUGUGACUCAUCCAUCUUCAUUGCUCAGUAGCCUGGAAGUCUCAGCAGUUGGAGAAAUAGAAUCCUUCCUAAUUAGGGGGGAAAUCAUCUCCUGUCUAAGUUUUAAAAAGUCAGAAUAGCUUAAAAGUAUGCAGUCAAUGGAUUCAAUACGCAAUUGCAUGUUCUUUCUGAGUACGGACUACCAGCAUAUCUACCUGACAAGGCUCCGGAUGGUAAACUGCGGUUGACUCAAACGCUCAGCUGGUUUUAUCUUCUGACGCGAAUGCAUGGCCUCCUGUUUCAGCUGAAGAAGUUAGAGCCUUAAUAAUGCAAAUGAAGCCAGGUAAAGCUCCUGGCCGUGAUGUGGUGUGUCUCCCCCCCCCCCCCGCCCCCGAAUUAUUUAAAACAAACCCAGCUUGGUGGGCAGAAGUUUUGGCACCGUUUUUUACGUGGGUUUAAUGAUACAGGCUUAAUGCCUAGGAUUUGGUGUCACGCUAUCAUUGUGCCAAUACACAACAAAGGAGACCCAUCAGAUCCUUGUAAUUACCGCCCUCUCAGCCUGUGAUCAGUUGUGGGUAAAUUAUAUGCGUCUCUGCUGAACGGCAGGUUGGUUAGAAAGCAAGACUCUUAACUUAGUUUCUCCUCAGUCCAUCUGUAAACUACCGAGUCCCUGAGUCCCACCUCUGCCCUCUAUCAAAGGUAAGCCAACCGGUAGUCUGAAGGCAGGGCUUUUUUUCUGGGGAAAAAGAUGAUGGAACUCAGGACUGCACAAUGAUGUCACUUUGGGUCAGCUGGAACAAGGGGGGAGUUUUUCAAAGUUUAAAUUGCUCGCGGUGAAAAUGGUCACAUGGCCGGUGUCCCCGCCCCCUGAUCUCCAGACAGAGGGGAGUUUAGAUUGCCCUCGGAGGGCAAUCUAAACUCCCCUCUGUCUGGAGAUCAGGGGGCGGGGCCACCACCCAUGUGACCAUUUUCAAGAGGUGCCAGAACUCCGUUCCACCGUGUUCCCGCUGAAAAAAAGCCCUGUCUGAAGGUAACCAUCGUCCAUUUUGCUCUUUGUCCGAGGACACCCUUAACCUUACCAAAAAGCCAAGAGUUUUGAGGAUGGGGUUCCUCAGCCCUUUGCUCUACCCCUGUUCUGUCAAACAGCUACUCAGGGGUUAAUUGACCUCUUACUCCUUUACUCAGUGAGCCUUGACUUUAUAACUGAACAGACACCCUCUUACCCUCUGCUGCUUUACCAAGCAUUGACGCCCAAGGUUAUUUGACCACUUCGGUUUUUACACAGAAAGAUUUCGUUCUCCAUGGCUUCUAUUUGACUCUUUAUCUGAUAUGUGCUGUCCGUUCCUCAAUCUAUUCUUAUACAGAAACUUUCUAGCCUUUAUUUAUUUAGGCUUGGAAAUCCCUGAAGAAUCUUGCCUGUCUAUGAGAUCCUUGAGGAUUUGGGGUCCCCGUCCUUCUGUGUCUCUUACCGAGAGAGUUGAUACCUCAAAGGAAGAGAGAACUAUUUGCUGGCUCCCCUCUUUGCCCAAGAACCACCCAGCUUCCCAAGCAAUCGGGACUGUUUCCAGAACUCGAAGUCCUGGGUGCAUGGAAUUCUCGAAGUCAGUUUGUUCCUCCCUUUUGCUCUUUGUGGCGUCUUGACAAGGUGGCACCCAACUUUCUUCCCUUCGAUCAUGGCCUGUAUUUUAUGUAGUUUGUGUGUAUAUAUGUAAAUAUGUAAUCAUUUUUAUAUGUAGCAUGAAACACUUUUAAGGUUCGAAAAGAAACCACACCUACCCUGUCCCAGGAAGAGCCAUUUUAUUGUGACUGUCACCCUUGGGCAACUUAAAGGAUUGUUGAAGGUGUCUCCUCUUCGGGGUACGUGUGCCGAAAUGUAGACCCAGGAAAGUCCCACCAACGGAUGCAGUGGUCCACUGCCUGCCGGUAACCGUCAUGGAUGUUCUGAGUGUAAUCUUAUAUUCAGGGGAUAAGAAAGGUUUGUGUUUACAAAGGGGGCCCUAAUAAGCAAGGAAGAAAGAGCGCCUUCCCUUCAGCUCUGGCAAACAGCAAUGGUAGCCCAAUAACCUGCCUGCUUGACCCAUCCCUCUGUUCCUGCCUGUUGUUCUCCAGAUGCUGGCCUGCCACUUCCUCUCUCUUCAUCUUUCAUCUUAGGACCUGAAGAGGCUUUUGUGAAGGGGAUUGUUUUCUUGACCCCACCCAGCCAUAGUUGUCUAUCCUAAUUGGUGGUGCAGUGCCCUCAAGUCAUAGCUGACUUGUGGCGACCCCUGGUGGGGUUUUCAUGGCAAGAGACUAACAGAGGUGGUUUGCCAUUGCCUGCCUCUGCAGCCCUGGCCUUCGUUGGAGGUCUCCCAAUUACGAACCAAGGCUGACCCUGCUUCGCUUCUGAGAUCUGACAAGAUCGGGCUCACCUGGGCGAUCCAGGUCAGGGCGUAUGCCCUGUUUAGACCUGUUUUUUUUUAAAAGAGCUCUGAGCUUAUCAGGAUGAAAGUUCUACUUGCCUUUUUCUUAAAGAAAAACCAGUUCUCUGAAAUCCAGAAGGGUCAGCCCUUCCAGUGGGAGCUUGCCAUUUGGCGUGGCCGCCUGUGUCCUGUCAUUCCUUGCCCGGGACCCACGCAAAGCUUAGCCAUGACUUAUUUCCUUAGCCCUUGUUAAGAUCACCUGAUAUACAAGGAAUCCCUGGCUUUGGCUUCCCCGGCUGAGCCCUGGCUCCACAGGGCUUGUGGAGGGAGACAGCAGAAAGAGCAGAGAUGAGAAAAACUGCCUUAAUUAUGGUUUGCGCAGUGCAACUGCAAUGCUUCACCAUGGUUGAUAUAAACUAUGGUCUUGGCUCCGACAAAGUGUUUCUAUGGAUAGGACGUUUUCUGCCUCCGCACAACUUUAUUGCUUCCCCCUGCCCCCCAUUGCUGCAGCCCAAAAUGCUGCUCUUAGGGCAUCUGCAGAAAUACUCCAUUGGAUCCAAGGCGUGGUUAGUAAACCAUUUCAGCCUAUGAUUUCACAUCCUAGUUUGCAGCCAUUUCUUAACCAUGGUUCUAGGUAUGCAGGCAUUUACUCGUGGUUAAGAACAUCAAGCCUUGGUUUAAAUUUAUGUCUUCUCAGGGCCUGUAGAAGUUCCUGUUACAUUGUAGUCUGAGUGGAGUAGAGGGAAACAUCAACCAAGAGACACAAUGCUGCUUAGGAGAGGAUUUGUAUGUUUGUGUGUGUGCGUGUCUGUGUGUCCAGAAUCUAAUCUUCUGUUACUGGAAGAGAAGAAAUGGAAUACAGAGACAUCAAAUGAUACGACUAACCUGUUAACGUAAACUGGAUGUCUCCUAUAUUCAUGGUCGUGACUUCCUCCCCGGGCAAUGUGGGAAGUGUAGUUUGCGGAAAGUGCUGAGAAUUCAGUCAACUGAACAGAAAACUCAAUUCUCAGAAAACAAGGUGAAGGCAAAAUCCAUGAUACUUAAACUUGGUGGCUUACAGUGUAUGGUGGUUUACAGUAUAUGUAUUCUUAGUCGGUAUCUGAGAACAGAGAUCAUCCAGUUUAUAUCUUUUGAGAGGGAAACCUAAAGUGGCCUGUUGAAGAGUGAAUGUGCAGAGGAUCUGGACAAAUUGCUUUGGAGGGGUGUGCUAGUUGGAAGAACCAGAACCGGUUUUCUGGACUGGAGCAGAUAAGCUAACCUUUUCUUGCAGCAGACGAGAAGCCUCCGGUGUGGAUAGUCAUUAGCAUAUGGAACGUCCUGUCCCCAUGUGCUUCCCUCUACCUUUGAUGGGGCGGCUCUGAAGUUUAGUUCUCUUACGGAAAAAAGGAAACUCCAACCUUGUAUAUAACUUCAGUUGAGGAAGGAGCUUUUUCUGCUUUAACCGAAAAGAAAGCGAUUAUUUCAGAAGACGAUUCAACGAGGGGAAAGACAUGCCGAAUUCUCUCUCCCAGCUGAUCCUCCACCCCCACCCCCCAUUCAGGGUUUUAACAAAUGCGCCAUAUCCAAAUGUACAAAACUGAUUAAAAGUCUCCAAGAA
Eublepharis macularius is the source of this 7668-nucleotide messenger RNA. RefSeq names its product cyclin dependent kinase 16 (gene CDK16). Lineage: Eukaryota; Metazoa; Chordata; Lepidosauria; Squamata; Eublepharidae. The record is from RefSeq and is a predicted model, not a curated record. Gene Ontology annotation, biological process: protein phosphorylation; exocytosis; neuron projection development. The transcript has 17 exons. Bases 180 to 1727 code for a protein of 515 amino acids. Gene Ontology annotation, molecular function: ATP binding; protein kinase activity. Gene Ontology annotation, cellular component: synaptic vesicle; cytoplasm; nucleus.